AUGGCGACGCCGAGCCUUGAAAUACCGGCUGAAUGGAAGAACGAGAUCGACAAGGUCUCGAGAUGGUAUGGGAGCGAUGAAAGAUAUUCGGUCGCUCACGUGCAAUCACCUCCCUCGACCGACGACGGUAGUUGGUUGGCCUUGGUCUUGCAUAUCAUAGGCAUGAGGGCGAGCGGAGAUAAUGGUGUCUUGUCCAGGUACCUCGUCGGUUCGCUCCAAAAAGAAGAGGUGUCAAAAAGCGAAUGGGACAGCGCUGGAUAUUCCGUGGGAAUGAGACCCGUGGUAUCAAGAUACGGUGGUAUCGGAUUCGUCUCGGACUUUAAUUGCAGAUACAAGCUGAUCAUCAUUGACGCCGAUCACUCCAAGAGCGUCGACUAUGCGAUCUCGUUGGUCAAGUGA
Messenger RNA from Colletotrichum paranaense, 399 nucleotides. RefSeq lists its product as uncharacterized. The coding region runs from base 1 to 399 and encodes 132 amino acids. The record is from RefSeq and is a predicted model, not a curated record. NCBI's taxonomy places the organism in Eukaryota, Fungi, Ascomycota, Sordariomycetes, Glomerellales, Glomerellaceae. The transcript has a single exon.